CCUGCAACAUCCUAGUCGACGACGUGUCCGGCCUGUACACCCUGCGGAACCACGGGCGUCGCUCCAACUGCUCCAUCACCACCAUCUUCCCGGCCUCCGUGUCCAUCGCCCAGAUCGCCGUCGGGAUCAAGGGCUCGCUGGUGCCGAACAGGGCCAUCGAGACGGGCGUGCUCAGCAGGUGCGAGAAACGUGGAUCCAGGGACUACGUGCAGAUAGGAGGAGCCCAGGGGUUGGACGUCACCAAGCUGGAGGUCGAGGACUCGGUGUGCGGACUUGACUCCAACCCGCGUCUGCCAGCGUCACACAUCCUCUGCGGCAUGACCACCGUCCGCAUGGUUUCUUCAGGGCUAACUGACAACUCCAUCACUCUUGCCAUCUCGCAGAUCUCCGAUUUUGAUAUCAUGCCAACACUGAUGUGUGACCUACCUCUGUAAGCCCGUGAGUCGCCUCCCCUCAGAGGUCCUUCAGAAGACAUCCGAACCGAAGCUCUCAUUUCCACCCGCCCCCCUCAUCUCCUCGCCAGAAGAUGCUCGUCCACUUC
Messenger RNA from Penaeus vannamei (Pacific white shrimp), 541 nucleotides. Lineage: Eukaryota; Metazoa; Arthropoda; Malacostraca; Decapoda; Penaeidae. The record is from RefSeq and is a predicted model, not a curated record.